Closterium sp. NIES-65 is the source of this 1188-nucleotide messenger RNA. Lineage: Eukaryota; Viridiplantae; Streptophyta; Zygnematophyceae; Desmidiales; Closteriaceae. The record is from the annotation of a GenBank genome assembly.
AUGGCCGCAGCGUCGCGCUCGUUAGCGCUCCUUCAGAGCUCCUCACAGACCUUAAAACUAGCGCCCGGCAAUGCCGUUACUAGCGGCAGCAGAAGCCUCACAGGUAACCAGUGCCAGUCGCUGGUCUCGCGACCGUUGAUCCCCGCAAUUCGCCAGCCAGACGCACCUGCAACCAGGCGAAUUCGUGGUCCGAUCAAGGUGCAGGCCGGGCUAGAUAAGCUCGGGUUCCUGGGUCGACUAGGCCGGGUGAUUAAAGAGAAGGCGCAGAGCGAUUUCGACCGUGUGUUCAAGGGUGUAACUAAAACGAGGGAGAGCCUGAAGGUUGUGGACGAGCUCUUGACGUAUUGGAAUCUAAACGAGGCGGACAAUAUUCUGGAAGAGCUGGAGGAGGCCCUCAUAGUGGCGGAUUUCGGGCCGCGCACUGCGAUUCGCAUUGUGGACGGCAUCCGGGAGGAGAUUAAAGCGGGACAGCUUAAGACUGGCAAAGAGAUUAAAGAAGCGCUGAAGCGCGCCAUUGUGAAGCUCCUCACGGAAAAAGCGCCCGUCACCGCGCUGGAGCUGGGGACCAGCAAGCCGGCAGUGGUGAUGAUUGUGGGCGUGAAUGGCGGUGGCAAGACCACCACCAUUGGCAAGCUGUCGCAUCGGUUCAACAACGAGGGGGCUAAGGUGCUGCUGGCAGCGGGAGACACGUUCAGGGCGGCAGCGAGCGAGCAGCUGGAGGUGUGGGCGGAGAGGACAGGCGCAUCGAUUCUCACUGCAGAGGGGGAGAAGACCAGACCUGCCACGGUGCUGGCGAAUGCGGUGCGCAAGGCAAGCAACGAGGGCUUUGACAUUCUCCUUGCUGACACCUCUGGCCGGCUGCACACCAACUUCAACCUGAUGGAGGAGCUCAAGGCGUGCAAGCGAGCCGUGGCCAAGACCCUACCCGGCGCUCCCAAUGAGGUGCUGCUGGUGUUGGACGGCACCACGGGACUCAACAUGCUGCCACAGGCACGAGAAUUCAACCAGGCUGUCGGGGUGACAGGCUUUGUCCUUACCAAGCUGGAUGGCACGGCACGGGGCGGCUGUGUGGCGAGUGUGGUUGACGAUUUGGGCAUUCCAGUUAAGUUUGUGGGCGUGGGGGAGGGCAUGGAGGACCUUCAACCCUUCAAUGCCGAGGCGUUUGUUGACGCUCUCUUUCCUUCGUAA